UGGCAGACAUUCGUGCUCCGGUGACAAUACUAUUGCUUAUGGUUUUGGUCGUCAAAAGUAUAGGGUUAGGGUUAGGCUUUCGGAGUUGAAGUUAGGGAGUCCGGUUUGUGUCGGAAAUUACUGUGGAGCAAUUAUAUUGUCGCAGGAGCAAGAUCGAGUCGGAUGCGGAUGACCGCCUUAACAAGUCGUCGAUGAGAUCGAUGAGAUAAGAUCGAAGUCCGUCGAUGAGCACGAAGGCCAGACCGAGAAUCGGUCGGUUAGGGUCGACCGGGAGCUGUGUAAUGUAAUGGUGAUGUGACUUGGAUAUUAUAUAGAUCGACUAUAAUGUCACUGUUCGCAUUAUUUUGGAGUACGCCCUUGUUCUUUACACCGAUUAUGAAGUGAAUGGACCAUGCAACUACAAUAAAAUGUCGAAUUUAGAUGGCUAUUGAUAAUAACUACUCAUGCAGCGAGGCUGAUUUUUUUGUUUGUCUCUCAAACAAAAACGUUGUGACCUUACAAUGUCAUUGCUGUUUACGGAAAUGAAGACGAACAUACUAUAUUUUCGUAUAAGGGAUAUACUAGAGCACUACAGAUAGAUCGUUCCUCGAUCAGGAGACCUAGGAACAUAUAUCUGACAGAAUUUGGUUGAUUCAACGGGCUCUACGUGUAAAUAAUAUUCGAUUGAUCAAAAUAAUUUAGACAACUGCAAGCGACAGUAUUUGCUCUUAUCGAUUAUCCAGGAGCAUGCACUGCAAUACAUAAAGUAUAAGGGCUUCUGGAGCACUACACGGAUAGAUCGUUUCUCGAUCAGGAGAUUUAUUUGACAGAGUUUGGUUGAUUCAAAGGGCUAAACGUGUAAAUAAUAUUCGACUGAUCAAAUUUAGACAAUAUUGCAAGCAACAGUUUUUGCUCUUUAUAUCGAUUAUCCAGGAACAAGCACUGCAAUACAUAAGGGCUUCUGAAGCACUACAUGGAUAGAUCGUUCCUCGAUUAGGAGAUAUAUUUGACAGAGUUUGGUUGAUUCAACGAGCUAAACGUGUAAAUAAUAUUCGACUGAUCAAAUUUAGACAACUGCAAGCUAAAGUUUUUGCUCUUAUCGAUCAUCCAGGAACAUGCAUUGCAAUGCAUAAAGCCUAAGAUUUUUGUUUGCGAUUGCCGUGAUACUCCAACACAUCCAAGUGCAUGUGGCGUCUUCUAUACCAUUAAUUUCUCUUGAUCAGUUUAUGUAAAUGAUAUCGAGAUAAUGGCUCCAGCCAAACAUUAAUAUUUACACUACUCAAACAAUGAAGGUCUACUAUGUUUCCUCUUUUAUCUCGAGUCGACGUUAAAUGCAUUAUCUCGUCACAUUAUUGUAUUUACAAAAGCGCAUGCGCAUCAUCUCGUUAGUUCUACACGGACUCAACGAUUUAGAGGAGAAUAUUCACCCAUCAUAGCAAGCUCGGACGGAACUUCGUCCAGACUAACAACGAUCGAAGCGAACUUGACGAUUGCGAAUCUCCGCCACUUUCCUCGUGAAUCUCUAGCAAGGGCUACCGUGUUAUGUUCGCUAAUCUUGAUUACUUUUGGAAACCAGACCGAAGAAUAAGUGAAAAAGAGUGGGACUCAAAUCAAUAAAUACGAUAUAGGAUGAUGAAUUUUACUACAGCUUCGCCGGGAUCGGGAGAAGAAGAGUACGUCCCAAGCCUUUCCGAAUGGCAGGAGUGCUGCAAUGCCACCCGGCACGACAUGGAUUUUCAGUGCGGGACAACGCUGACAGCCUUCUCGUCAUGUGACAAGCUACUCGACAACCUUGCCAUCGAGGUACUCGUCUGGAUCGUUGGGAUGUCGUCCUUCCUCGGCAACGCGUUCGUCCUGAUUCUACGAUCUCGGACCUUCUGUUCAAAGACAUCACGCAUAGCUCGCAUCAACGCCCUCAUGAUCCUUAGCUUAGCGGCUGCGGAUAUCCUCAAUGGUAUCUAUCUCCUCAUCAUCGGUAGCGUUGGCGCGAAAUUCGGAUAUGAUUACUACUUCUUCGCCGAUAAAUGGCUUGGAAGUCCACUAUGUCAGGUAGCUGGCUAUAUGGCCACGGUGUCGGGUCAGAUGUCGGUGUUCAUGUUGACGCUGAUCAGCAUCGAACGCAUGCUUGCCAUCGUUUUCCCAUUCCGAUUAGAAUUCCACAUGGGCACCAGGACAACCGGAAUUGCCAUCAUGUUCAUUUGGCUUGUCUCAAUCAUCAUCUGCUCCAUCCCGUUCAUGUUCCCUUCGAGCUUCACUGGUUUCUACGGCAACUCGGACGUCUGCAUAGGACUUCCGGUGGGGCUCUACAUCUACGCUGUUCCGGGAGGCGGUGAGUCGGGCGAGUUGGAGAUUGAAGGGUCGUCGUGGUACUUCGGAAUCGCUAUCUACGUCGGGAUCAACGUCCUCUGCUUGUCCACCAUCCUCAUUUGCUACAUCAUCAUUUUCUACGUGGUGAAGCGUUCUGGUCGACGAGCCAACCGCACCAAGGACAGCCUACAGGAAAUCCAGAUGGCGGGAAGGAUGGCGGUGAUCGUCUGUACCGACUUCGCUGCCUGGUUUCCUAUCGUAGUCAUGUUCAUCCUCGUUCUCGUACACGCUUGGAACAUGCCUGCCACUCUUUAUGCUUUCGUCGUGGCCCUGCUACUCCCAAUCAACUCAGCAUUAAAUCCCUAUAUCUAUACCAUCACACAAGUUAUGUCAAAGAGAAGAGAACGUUUAGGAAAGAGUACAAACAUUUCUGGAAUUAGUGGGGUAUCGUUAGAUAAACUGACUUAACUUCUUUUGUUAAAAAAUUAAUCGUGCUCUUAGACAUCAAAAUGAGGCUAACUUAAUGGCUUUUUUGUUCUGGACAUUCAUGCUUUUUAACAGUAGUGAC
Molecule: messenger RNA, 2854 nt
Organism: Strongylocentrotus purpuratus (purple sea urchin)
Lineage: Eukaryota; Metazoa; Echinodermata; Echinoidea; Camarodonta; Strongylocentrotidae
Product: relaxin receptor 2-like
Exons: 2
Coding region: 1609-2754 (381 amino acids)
Biological process (GO): G protein-coupled receptor signaling pathway
Cellular component (GO): membrane
Molecular function (GO): G protein-coupled receptor activity
Source: RefSeq, a predicted model, not a curated record